Molecule: messenger RNA, 957 nt
Organism: Brassica oleracea var. oleracea
Lineage: Eukaryota; Viridiplantae; Streptophyta; Magnoliopsida; Brassicales; Brassicaceae
Product: NADH dehydrogenase [ubiquinone] iron-sulfur protein 8-A, mitochondrial-like
Exons: 8
Coding region: 89-757 (222 amino acids)
Biological process (GO): mitochondrial respiratory chain complex I assembly; mitochondrial electron transport, NADH to ubiquinone
Cellular component (GO): membrane
Molecular function (GO): 4 iron, 4 sulfur cluster binding; NADH dehydrogenase activity
Source: RefSeq, a predicted model, not a curated record
UAAAUCGUAAAAUAUCUUUGUUGGUUUUAAUCUGAGAAAUUCGUUUCCUUCUUCUCUAAAUCGAAUCUCAUCAUCAUCAUCAUCAUCAAUGGCUUCGAUGCUGGCUCGCAGGUCACUGAAUACACUCCGUACUCGCCACCUCGUUUUGUCAGGGAAAGCUUUGCAGGGAUCUCAUCUCUCUGGGCUGCAGUCCCGUGCUAUUUCUUACGGCUCCAAGAAAGAUGAUGAAGAAGAGGAGCAACUUGCCAAGGAAAUCUCCAAGGACUGGAAUACUGUCUUUGAACGGAGCAUAAACACACUGUUUCUCACUGAAAUGGUCCGUGGUUUGUCCCUGACCCUCAAGUACUUCUUUGAUCCCAAAGUUACUAUCAAUUAUCCAUUUGAGAAGGGUCCACUGAGCCCUCGCUUCCGUGGUGAACAUGCUCUUCGUCGUUAUCCUACCGGGGAAGAACGCUGCAUUGCCUGCAAACUCUGUGAAGCUGUAUGUCCAGCUCAAGCAAUCACAAUAGAAGCAGAGGAGCGGGAAGAUGGUAGCCGUAGAACCACUAGGUACGACAUCGACAUGACGAAAUGCAUUUACUGUGGUUUCUGCCAAGAAGCUUGCCCCGUUGAUGCAAUUGUCGAAGGACCUAACUUUGAAUUCGCAACCGAGACACACGAGGAACUUCUCUAUGACAAGGAAAAGCUUCUUGAGAAUGGAGAUCGAUGGGAGACUGAGAUUGCUGAGAAUCUUAAAUCAGAGAGUCUCUACCGUUAAAAAAGGAAAGAGAUUCUACAACAGUCUUUUGCUUCAAGUUAUUUCCCUGGAAAACGUUUUUUCAUUGCUUCUAUUAGAAAUAAAAGAUGAGAUCUUAUGCGUUUGAAAACUCCCCUCUCCUUUGUAUUCCAGCUUUGUGCUGUGUAUAAUUGAUAUGUUCUGCUUUUGAAGCGAGACAAUACAUACCAUGUUUUCAUUGA